Epithele typhae is the source of this 732-nucleotide messenger RNA. RefSeq lists its product as uncharacterized. Gene Ontology annotation, molecular function: bis(5'-nucleosyl)-tetraphosphatase (asymmetrical) activity. Gene Ontology annotation, biological process: AMP biosynthetic process; ATP biosynthetic process. The annotation marks the transcript as partial. The record is from RefSeq and is a predicted model, not a curated record. NCBI's taxonomy places the organism in Eukaryota, Fungi, Basidiomycota, Agaricomycetes, Polyporales, Epitheliaceae. The transcript is spliced from 3 exons.
AAAGAACCGGGAUACCUUUCCGACCUCUCCACCGUGCCCGUCCCCAAUAGUUUCUGGUGCGCGGAAGAUUUCGUACUCGGUGCAGGUAUGGUCAUCAUCCAGCCUUCCACAGGCAAGGUCGUCAUCCUCCGUGAGCAACGCCUUGACGAUCGAGGGAAGGUCUUCGACAUAUGGUUUUUUCCCAAGGGCAGAAAGGAUGUCGGCGAGACCUUGGAACAAGCAGCUCUGCGUGAAGGGCACGAAGAGUCGGGCCUUCAAGUGUCGUUCCUCCCUUUGUUGCUGGAUCACAACGCCCCCGACCCGCUUUCGCGCUUGGACAGGCGCGGGCUCGUCCCUUGCACGGAACCAAUCUAUAUCAGCACUCUCCAUUUCUUGGCAGGUCGUGGACCCAGUCGUAACAGGAGAGCCGGCGAGUACCUCACGUUUUGGUAUGUGGGUCAAGUGGAUGCCCACGCGGUUGUUGAUGCAAGUGCACGGAUGCCAGACGAAGUCAACUACGAGACCUUCCUCUUAACGUACGAGGAGGCAGUUGCUCGGCUCGAUAAUCGCUUUCGGGUGGUUUUGCACUACGCUUACACUCGCUGGAAGCACACUGUGGCCGUCAUGACUCACCCGGAGUACAAAAAAUGCAUUGCGACGAUGGAAGGGAAAGAUGCGGAGUUGAUCGCCGCGAAGCACGCUAGAGAGUCUCUUGCGCAUCCUCCCGGCGUGACUCAGAUCACAGACAACGAA